CUUCCCCAGCAAAAUACUUUAGUACUAUAUUAUUAGUACUCUAUUUUUUAUUUAUACUUGUAGUACAAUUUUUUUCUUUGUUUUCUUGGACAUGGGAAUAUAAUAAGUUGGUGUUGCCAGUGGUGGUACCUUAACCUCAGAAUAAACCAAGUGGGUCAGCUCUGAUUAUUGAGGUCAUACUCCCCACUAGUUGGUCUUUGCCCCUUAACACCUUUCCCAAUCUGACCACUGAACCCCUUUUCACUUUAAUUAUACAUUUAUUUCGACUAUACAAUUAGUCUUUCUUCUCUAUGUCCAUUUUAGCACUAUUUUCUACUAUCUUUGUUGCAUUUUGCUACCCCUUUAUUGGUUUGCUUUUGCUCUUGUUGUUAAGGUAAUAAAGGAGCAACCUUUCUCAAGAUUGUAGAUUGGUUUUGUGUGUACAGAAUAUACUAUGAGUAUUCUUUAGGGUAAAUUCUUAAAUUGUUUUCAAGAUUUGUGUCCUUUUGCUGCUUAGGAGAGAAGUGACAACUGGGGUCUAUUCAGAAGUGAAGCAAAGUUCGGUUCUUGGAUUUGAUUUUGGUCAAGUUUUUGGAUGCUGACUUGAACUCUGCAGUUCUUGUUAUUACUGUUUUUAAGGUAAGUGAUUUGUAAUUGAGAUUGAUUCAUGAUUGGAGUGCGACAAUGGAGAGGUUUAUGGCCAGCUUUUUUGUUUCUUUAGUAUUACUAAGUAUUGUGGUUUAGUGAAUAGUGAAUUCAACAUGAAAAAUUUCCUCAAGAAACUGCAUAUUGGGUCCAAUCAAUCAGAGGAUUCAGAAGGGUCAACAUCAUCCUCAAAGAGCAAGAGACUGAGUGAUGUUUCAUCUCCUGAUGGGAAUUCAAACUCUAGAAACUCUCAGGGGUCUGAUAAUAAAACUUUUUCAGCAAUUUCAGGAUGGUUAAAUUCAGUUACAAAUCGGAAAAGUCCUAGUCCUCCGUCUUCCUCAAAUGUGAGUAGAGGGAACAGAAUGGAACAUUCUGACUCUGUGACUAUUGGUGAAUUGGAUGCUGCUUUAGAUGCUGUACAGCGUGAUUCGGAGUCUAGCAACUCAAGGGAUCCCAGUGUAGAGGAAGAAUAUCAAAUUCAGUUGGCUCUAGAGUUGAGUGCGAAGGAAGACCCUGAGGCGGUGCAGAUUGAGGCUGUUAAGCAGAUCAGUUUAGGCUCUUCUGCCCCAGAGAAUGCUCCAGCAGAAGUUGUAGCAUAUCGGUAUUGGAAUUACAAUGCUCUAAGUUAUGAUGACAAGAUCCUGGAUGGAUUUUAUGAUCUGUAUGGCGUCCUGAUGGAGUCCAAUUCUUCAAAAAUGCCAUCCCUCAUUGAUCUGCAAAGAACAGAAGUAUCAGAUCAUAUCAGUUGGGAAGCCAUCCUUGUCAGUAAAGCUGCAGAUUCCAAGUUGUUGAAACUUGAACAGAGAGCUCUAGAGAUUGCUGUUGGGCUGAGGUCAAAACUUAUAGAUUUUUCAGACAGCAGUUUGAUGCAGAAGCUUGCUGUGCUAGUUUCUGACCACAUGGGGGGCCCAGUUGCGGAUCCGGACAGCAUGUUGCUUGCAUGGAGAAGUCUUAGUUUUAAUCUAAAGGCAACUCUAGGGAGUAUGGUUUUGCCUCUUGGUUCUUUGACCAUUGGAUUGGCUCGUCAUCGUGCACUUUUAUUCAAGGUUUUGGCUGAUAGUGUGGGGAUCCCUUGCCGAUUAGUAAAAGGAAAGCAGUAUACGGGUUCAGAUGAUGUUGCAAUGAACUAUGUGAAGAUUGAUGGAAGGGAGUAUAUUGUUGAUUUGAUGGCUGACCCCGGCACACUUAUUCCAUCUGAUACAUGUGGAAUUCAUGGAGACUAUGAAGAAUCCAUUCUCUCCAUUAGUCCGUCCUCUAGAGAUGUUGAUUCUCAUCCGGGUUCCUCUAGUAGUGGUGUUGCUUCAUCAUUGGAAGAUCAUUCAGAUUAUGGAAUGGCAGACAAGAGAUCCAGGUUUGCAGAAUGCACUACUGCAGGAAAUGAACCUCCCUCCUCUAGUAAUUUGGAACAGCAGAUAAAAGCAGAGAAAGGAUGUUAUAAUACUUUCCAUGAUUUUACGAAGGAGCAGGGGCAAGAAACUUCUUCAAGAGCUGGGCAUGCAAGAUCUCCUUUUACACAUGCAAGAUCUCCUUCGUGGACAGAAGGUGUUAGCUCUCCAGCUGUACGCAGAAUGAAAGUAAAGGAUGCUUCGCAAUACAUGAUUGACGCCGCAAAAGAAAAUCCACAGCUAGCUCAAAAACUUCACACUGUUUUACUUGAAAGUGGAGUUAUUGCACCACCAAACCUGUUCGCUGAAAUGUAUCCGGAGCAAUUAGAUGUAUCUCAUGUAGAGGGAAAAUCCAGACUAGAGGAAAUAGAAAGUAAGGAAAGAGGUGAGUUCCAAUUCAGGGGUCAAUCUGAUGCGAAUCGUGCCCGCUUCUUACCUCCUCUGCCUUAUCACGGUUCAUACUCUAAGGGCAAUGCACGUGGAUCAUUCGAACCUCAGCCAGAUGUGAGAGAAGUUGGGGAACAGCAAGUCUCCAGACAGAGUGAAGUUGCUCCGUUGAAACCUAUGAAACAAAUGCCUGUUGCUGCUGCCGCCGCUGCAGCAGCAGCUGUUGUUGCUUCUUCGAUGGUAGUAGCUGCAGCCAAGACUAACUCUCAUACAGACCUCCCUGUAGCAGCUGCUGCCACUGCCACAGCUGCAGCAGUGGUAGCAACAACUGCAGCUGUCAGUAGGCAAUAUGAGGCACUAGGAGACUGUGGAAGAGUUGAUGGAGAUGCUGAUACUGCCAUUUAUGAGCACCAGCGAAGUGGUGAUCAAGAGCAUGAGGCGCUAGGAGCAAAUUCGGAGGGUGAAAGAAUAUCAGAUAGGUCAAGCGGUAAUGAUAGUGCUAAAUCAGAUGUGACACUUGAUGAUGUGGCAGAUUGUGAGAUUCCAUGGGACGAUAUCGCCUUGGGCGAUCGUAUCGGGCUUGGAUCCUAUGGAGAGGUCUAUCGUGGAGAGUGGCAUGGAACUGUAAGUUCAUUAUCCUUGUGCCAAUUGGGGUUUCAUUUAAUUUAUUUUGGGGUUGGUUCAAAAGAAAUUUUAGGUGGUAUUUGUUUCCUUCACGCAUAAAAAGGCAGAGCUUUCUUUUUUAUCUAGCUGAAUAACUAGAUUGAUUGCAAUUU
Messenger RNA from Nicotiana tabacum (common tobacco), 3172 nucleotides. NCBI's taxonomy places the organism in Eukaryota, Viridiplantae, Streptophyta, Magnoliopsida, Solanales, Solanaceae. The record is from RefSeq and is a predicted model, not a curated record.